ACAAUCAUCCCUCUAUGGUAUAUUAUCAGUUGGAAUUUGUAAUAUCAACAUGGGGGACGUACGUUUGAGUUUUGAAGAACGUAAGCAGGCUAUCAAGUGGUACUGGGAGUUUGAGAAUGUAAAUGGAGUUCAAAGGCAGAGGAGCAGGGAGUAUGAUACAGAACCACCUUCAAGAUUAACAAUUACACGCAUACGAGACAAAUUCGAAGUUCAUGGAACAGUGUGUCAUGUGCAUAAAGGUCAUUCAGGUCGAUCUCGAACAGCUACAAGUGAUGAGUCAUCAACGGCAGUCUUGGAACUGUUUCAACGCUCUCCUAACAAAUCUUCAAGGCAAGGAGCACGUGAAAGUGAUGUAAGUGCUAGCAGCGUGCUACGCAUUCUGAAGAGAGGCAAGUAUCGUGUUUACACUCCAAGGCUGGUGCAACAGCUAAAUGACGGCAAUCCAGAUCGAAGGUUGCAAUUUUGUGAAUGGAUUCAAGAGAUGGUGAUACGUAAACCGGGAUUUAUGGGUAGCAUCAUUUGGUCGGAUGAAGCCCAAUUCAAACUUAAUGGAACUGUCAAUAGGCACAAUUGUGUUUACUGGGGUGAAGAAAAUCCUCACAUUACAAUUGAAAAAGCUGUAAAUUUGCCUGCUGCAAAUGUGUGGUGCGGUUUGUCUUCAGGGGGACUCAUUGGACCUUUUCGAUUAGAAGGCACUAUAACUGAUGGUGCUCCGCCGCACUAUCACAGAGACGUACGAGCUUACCUGGAUCAAAAUUUGUCGGGCCAGUGGAUAGGACGCAGGGGGCCAAUCGAGUUUCCAGCACGCUCUCCAGACCUUACACCACUGGAUUUCUUCUUGUGGGGCACAGUAAAAGAUGAGGUGUUGUAAGGAGAUUUUGCUGGGGCUUUCGCCCAGCGAAAAUUCCAAACGUUCUAGAGCCGUCUCUAUCGCUCUCUUAUUGGGCGCCAGCC
Molecule: messenger RNA, 954 nt
Organism: Diachasmimorpha longicaudata
Lineage: Eukaryota; Metazoa; Arthropoda; Insecta; Hymenoptera; Braconidae
Exons: 2
Coding region: 50-871 (273 amino acids)
Molecular function (GO): nucleic acid binding
Source: RefSeq, a predicted model, not a curated record